AUGGCUUUGGUUAUGGAACCUAUAAGUAAAUGGACACCAAAGCAAGUGCUGGACUGGAUGAAAGGGCUGGAUGACUGUCUCCAGCAGUAUGUGAAGAGUUUCGAGCGAGAGCAAAUGGGCGGGGAGCAGCUCCUGCACAUCACUCAUCAGGAGCUGGAGGAGUUGGGGGUUACUAGGAUAGGACACCAGGAGCUCAUCCUAGAAGCAGUUGACCUCCUCUGUGCCCUGAACUACGGCUUAGAGACAGAAAACCUCCGGACUCUGUCACACAAACUUAAUGCUUCAGCCAAGAACCUCCAGAACUUCAUCCUGGGCAGAAGGAGAGGCGGGCACUAUGACGGAAGAGCUUCCAGAAGACUGCCCAAUGAUUUCCUCACCUCAGUGGUGGAUUUGAUUGGUGCAGCAAAAAAUCUACUUGCCUGGCUCGACAGGUCUCCAUUUGCCAGUGUGACAGAGUAUUCAUUACUGAAGAACAAUAUUGUGCAACUCUGCCUAGAAUUAACUACCAUUGUACAGCAGGAUUGCACUGUAUAUGAGACAGAGAAUAAGAUUCUUCAUGUGUGUAAGACCUUAGCAGGGAUAUGCGACCACAUCAUUUCUCUUUCAUCAGACUCCCUGGUCUCUCAGUCAGCGCAUCUGGAGGUUGUCCACCUGACAAGCAUCAUGCCCAGCGAAGGCCUGGGGAUGUACAUCAAAUCAACGUAUGAUGGACUUCACGUUAUCACUGGGACCACAGAGAAUUCUCCUGCAGAUCAGUGCAAAAAGAUUCAUGCAGGUGAUGAAGUCAUCCAAGUCAACCAUCAGACAGUGGUGGGCUGGCAGUUGAAGAACCUCGUCAACGCUUUAAGAGAAGACCCCUGCGGAGUCAUCCUAACGCUGAAGAAACGGCCGCAGAACACUCUGAGUUCCACUCCGGCUCUGCUGAGGAAUGUGCGCUGGAAACCAUUGGGCUUGCAGCCACUCCCCAACAGCCCUACCAGUACAUCCCCUACACCAGGUGGAACUUUAGGCAUGUCCAAAAUGGAUGCCCAGGAUGUCUACAUCCUUUCUCCUGUCUCUGGACUGUACAGCCCGAGGGAGGAAUUGGGCUUGAUUUCAUGUGAUGACAUCACCCGGUACAGUGUGAGCUCGCAGUCAGGUUCUAAAGGCUCUGAGGCUGUAAGCUACUAUUUGGACCAGGACAGUGGUCAGUACUUCUCUCUUUUGGAGGGAGACAGACCACCAGGCUCUGAAUAUGACAGAGGCCGUAAUACGGGCGUGCGCAGGCGGGACAAGACCCCCACACAUGGUGACCUCAGACCUGUGUCCAUGCCUCCCGAAUAUAACUGGAUGGGCGAGGCCAAGGAACCCAGCAUGGGCAAGAGAGGGAGUCGAGAUUCAGACAACUCACUACUACGUUACCUCAGCGAUGACAAGAUCCUGGUUAUUGAGGAGGAGCCCGAAGGUCUGGGGCGAGAGAGCCGAAGGGACUCCACCAGACGCUCACGGCGCAAGAGCCGAAAUCCCAGCAGCCCUAGCUUCCCCCUCAGCCCAUCCAUGCUGUCCUCCACAUUGCGCUUAGACCAGCCACCCGAUCCUUUGCCUCGAGGUGCUGACACAUUGCGAGCAGACACAACAGACAGGUACUCUGGUUCUGGAAGCUCAGGAGCGGCCUCCAUGAAAAAGUCUUUCCAUUACACCUCAUUGAGAACGAAAACCAAAAAGAGAAGUAAAGGUUCGCUCACAAGUGCCAGUCGAAGGAGAAUUUCCUGUAAGGACCUUGGCCACGGUGACUGCGAAGGCUGGCUGUGGAAGAAGAAGGAUGCUAAAGGAUACUUUACACAGAAAUGGCGAAAGUACUGGUUCAUCCUGAAAGAGUCCUGCCUGUAUUGGUACACCAAUCAGAAUGAUGAGAAGGCUGAGGGCUUCAUCAGCCUCCCUGAGUUCAGAAUAGACCGGGCCAUUGAGUGUAGACGGAAAUUUGCCUUCAAAGCCUGCCAUCCGAAAAUCAAGAGCUUCUUCUUCGCCACAGACUGUCUCGAGGAAAUGAAUAGGUGGAUGAACCGGCUUGGGUUGGCCGCUAUUGGCUACACGCCGGAUGACAAAGUGCCACGUCCUGAUGAAGACUAUUGGAGUGAAAGUGAUCAAGAUGAGGUCGACGGCUCCAUGACACUCAAACAAGAAGGCCCAUCCUCUCUCUGCGAUACUUACCACCGCACAUCAUCAUCUAACCUCCUACACACUUAUGACCAAUUGCCCCGUUCUGUGAGCUCCAUGAGCCUCAUGCGCUCCACUCCGUCACCCCUUUCUCUACCGAUGAGUGCCUCCACCUCCCCCAUCCCUCCACAGAUGGUCUCUUCCACCUCCCCUCUUCCUCUGCAGGUGAAUUCUUCUAGCCCCUUCCCAGAGCCAAAGCAUGGGCGGCAUUUUUCCAGCGAGUCCACCCAUUCCCACUCAUCUGCAGAAGACCAGCGUGGAGAGGGACUGGGCAUGGGCACAGGAACAGGCAGCACCAGUACCCACUCCUCAGGUUGCCGGUCUUCACACCGUGAGCGUCGCUCCUGGCAGGACCUCAUUGAGACCCCUCUCACCAGCGCAGGGCUGCAUUUCCUCCAGACAGCACCAGGGGAAAGCGAUUACGGUGGCCUAGUGGGAAGCAUGGCUGGUGAGAUGGGUCUCUAUGGAGGACUGGGCAGACAAGGCAUGUCCCCGGAGAGACGCAGGCAGGCUACGCUGCCUGUACGGAGACAUCACGCCGCAGAGAGAGACAGGGAUCGGGAUGGGCCUUUCCCCCUGGAGCGUGGUCCACACACUCACAGCUACACACACCGACGCUCCCAUAAGCAGCGCAGUCAGAGUCUUCCCAGGAAUAGGGACCCAUUUGGAGGGAAGCUGAUACACUCAUCACCUCAUAUGGAGGAGAGAAGUGAAGAUGAAGAGGCAGAGAGGAGGGCUGCAGACAUAUUGGAGGGUGAGGAGGACCUGCGGGAGUUGAGAGUCGAAAGCAGAGAGAGGAGGAUCUCAGAGGUAAGGGAGAGGCGGGUGUCGGAUGGCCGUGAACCUGAGCCAUUGGAUGGACUAGAGCAGCUGUAUCGGGCCCUUGAACAAGCCAACGUUACAGCGCUGGGUGACCCAAGACCCUGUAGCAGGCAGGAACUUCGACGAGGUUUCUCUCAGAAAGUCAGGGACCCCCUUCUGAACGACAGAUUGCACCGUGUCAGAGCACUACGCAGCACCUUAAAGGCCAAAGAGUCUGAGCUGGCUGUAAUCUGCACCCUCCUGGAGGACCCAGGCCUGUGCUCACAGACCUUCAGAGAAUGGAAACAGUGGCAGAGUGAGCUGUAUUCAGACAUCUGUCAGCUCAGCCCCGGCACCAAUGGCCAGGACGACCUUUCCCCGCUGAGCGCUCCCAUCAUGACCCACACACACUCCUUUAUCGAGACCCAUGUGUGAAAUUAAGGACAGGACUGGACUCCCGAUCACUCUCACUCCCACUCUCUCUUUCCUUUCUCACAUCCAAACACACGGGCAUAAAUGCAUGUGUAUACACAACACGCACACAGUAACACAAUUUGUUUAUUCUUUACCGGAUCCCCGUUAACUUUUGUAAAAUGCAAAAGAUAAUCCUGGGAUCUGUCACCUUGUAACAUGUAAAUAUAGAGGCAACAG
Messenger RNA from Syngnathoides biaculeatus (alligator pipefish), 3648 nucleotides. Its product is annotated as connector enhancer of kinase suppressor of ras 2. Gene Ontology annotation, molecular function: protein binding. The coding region runs from base 1 to 3432 and encodes 1143 amino acids. Gene Ontology annotation, biological process: regulation of signal transduction. The record is from RefSeq and is a predicted model, not a curated record. NCBI's taxonomy places the organism in Eukaryota, Metazoa, Chordata, Actinopteri, Syngnathiformes, Syngnathidae. The transcript is spliced from 24 exons. Gene Ontology annotation, cellular component: cytoplasm; membrane.